Messenger RNA from Owenia fusiformis, 2553 nucleotides. Lineage: Eukaryota; Metazoa; Annelida; Polychaeta; Sabellida; Oweniidae. The record is from the annotation of a GenBank genome assembly.
AAAUUUUUAAAUCUACCUCGUUUUGGUUAAGUAGGUCAUAACCUCGUUUUCAAACGUAAAUAAUCAUGGUGGGCAAAGUGCAGAAAAAAUUCUGAAAGCUGGAAAGAACGAGGGAUUGUAGCGCAUUGCUGUGUUUCUUUCAGUUGCAACCAUGUCUAAAAUGCUGGACUUGGCCUCUAGGAGCCGUUUGACACCACAGAAGAUAGCUGGUGGAGCAGCCGUAGCUGUAAUUGCUGUUUAUGGAAUAAAAAAAUUGCUUCAAAAAUCAGCAGCAAAAACUUCAGCUUCAAAAGAAUUGGUGUCAAAGAAAUCAAAAUCAAGAGAAGAUGUUACCAAAUCUUCAACUUCGGCACAUGUUGACAAAGAGUUUCUUUUACAUUUGCGGGGUCUCAUCAAAAUUAUGAUGCCGGGUCCAUGGACUAAAGAAUUCGGAAUACUUAUUCUUCACACAAUGUCGCUAGUUUCAAGAACGUUUUUGACAAUAUACAUAGCUAGUCUAGAGGGUAAAAUUGUCAAAGCUAUUGUACAGAGGGACGCUUUGCGUUUUGUGUUCCAGUUGUCCCGUUGGCUACUCAUUGCUGUCCCUGCAACAUUUGUAAAUUCCAUGAUUCGAUUCCUUGAAAAUCACCUUGCAUUGGCUCUUAGAACAAAACUUGUUGAUCAUGCCUAUACGCAAUACUUUGACAAACAGACAUACUACAGGGUCAGUAAUCUGGAUGGUAGACUAACAAACUCUGAUCAGUGUCUUACAGAAGACAUCACUAUGUUCACAUCUCAACUUGCCCAUCUCUAUUCACAUUUAACGAAGCCAAUUCUUGAUGUCGUACUGAUGUCAUACACACUUCACAGAUAUGCAACUUCCCGUGGAGCAAGUUCCAGGAUUCCUUCAAUUCUUGCUGGAGUGGUUGUAUUUUUGACUGCCAGAAUCUUGCGUAAAGUAUCACCCAGGUUUGGUCGCCUGGUAGCUGAAGAGGCUAAACGUAAGGGAUAUCUGAGGUAUAUUCAUUCCAGAGUCAUUGCAAAUGCUGAAGAAAUUGCCUUCUAUGGAGGCCAUGAGGUUGAGCAUAAUCUGCUGAAGAAGAGCUACAAGGCACUGGCGAGUCAAAUGAACCUGAUUUACAAGAAACGUCUCUGGUAUAUCAUGCUUGAACAGUUCUUGAUGAAAUAUGUCUGGAGUACAAGUGGAUUAGUCAUGGUAGCUGUGCCUAUCAUAAUGACCAAUGGCCAUAAACUAGAUGGGACAAGUGCAGAUGAUGACCCAGACGGUGGUGUGUCAGAGAGGACGCAAGCAUUUACCACAGCCAAGAACUUAUUGCUCAACUCAGCUGAUGCCAUAGAGAGGAUGAUGUCCUCAUACAAAGAGGUAACAGAGCUUGCAGGCUACACAUCCAGAGUAUCUGAGAUGUUUGAAGUGUUUGAUGACAUGAAGAAUGGAGUUUACAAGAGGAACUAUGUACAAGCCAUCAAAGGAACUAAAGCAGCACAUGCUAAAGUUGAUGGACCCCUCAGUAUACUAGGGGAGGUUCAUGACACAGAUACUGGCAUAAUAGUAGACCACAUGCCUAUUGUCACUCCUAAUGGAGAUAUUGUAGUAGCAUCAUUGUCCUUCCAGAUGAAGCCAGGCAUGCAUCUGUUGAUCAGUGGACCCAAUGGUUGUGGCAAGAGCUCACUGUUCCGUAUACUAAGUGGUCUCUGGCCUGUUUACAGUGGCAAGCUAUACAAGCCUACACCAGGAUCCAUGUUCUAUAUACCUCAAAGGCCCUACAUGUCAAUUGGCUCACUGAGGGACCAAGUGAUCUACCCAGACAGCCAAGAGAACAUGCAGUCUAAAGGUUUCACAGACAGGGACCUUGAGACUAUCCUGGGAAUAGUGCACCUCCAGCAUAUUGUCAAUAGAGAGGGAGGGUGGGACGCAGUGAGUGACUGGAAAGAUGUUCUAAGUGGAGGAGAGAAGCAGAGAAUGGGAAUGGCUAGGAUAUUCUAUCACAUGCCUAAGUAUGCUCUGUUGGAUGAGUGCACCAGUGCUGUAUCUAUUGAUGUAGAGAGCAAGAUCUACCAGACUGCUAAAGACAAAGGGAUCACACUGCUGACAAUCACACACAGGCCAUCUCUAUGGAAAUUCCAUUCCCAUCUAUUGCAAUUCGAUGGGGAGGGUGGCUGGAGAAUGGAAGAGCUAGACACUAACACAAGAAUAUCAUUAAACGAUGAGAAACUUCGCUUGGAGUCUCAGCUUAGUGGUAUCCCAAAGAUGCAGUCCCGUCUCAAGGAAUUGUGUUCUGUACUUGGAGAGGACUCAAUUCUAAUAAAUAAAGAGGGAGACUUUAUGUAUGAGAAUGGGGACAACAGUGGAUCUAGUGCUGAACUUGUUGAGGUUGAAAGUGAUUAGAGUCAUACAAAUUAUGAAAUGGGGCAAUUAAUUACUAAAAUAGAAGUCAUAACAUACAUGGUAUGAGGAUAGAGGUUGUAGAACACACAUAAACAACAGUGCAUUCUAAUGAAAAGGCAAAAUUAUUCCCUAUUGACAAUUUUUUAUGUACAGCAAAAUCUAUCUUA